UUGUCAUUAGUGUCAAUUGUUUCGGCAUGCAGCAGUGUUUUCUCCGUGCCAUCAAUCGAUUACAUACAUCUACGAAUAUCCAAGGCUUUUGCGAUGGCUACUCAAAUUUCAAUAGAUCAACUGGAUAAAGAUCAAAUAAAAUCAUUUUCAGACUUUCUACUCUCCUACAACAAGUUAUCCGAAUUAUGCUUCAUCGAUUGCGUGAACGAGUUCACUGGACGGACUGUUAGCGAUAAAGAGGACAAGUGCACAUUGAACUGCAUGGAGAAGUUCCUCAAGAUGAACCAACGCAUUUCACAACGAUUCCAAGAGUUCCAAAUGCUGGCUAAUGAAAACGCUAUCGCGGCAGCCCAAAAACUUAGCGGAAAAUAAAGUUGUAAUGUUUUCCAACUUUUAGUUAAAUUACACAUGUACUAAUACAGGAUAGCAUUUGAAACACACAUCUGCAGUCUAUAUUGGC
Anopheles coustani is the source of this 460-nucleotide messenger RNA. It is a transcript of the gene Tim9a, whose product is annotated as mitochondrial import inner membrane translocase subunit Tim9. Bases 94 to 372 code for a protein of 92 amino acids. NCBI's taxonomy places the organism in Eukaryota, Metazoa, Arthropoda, Insecta, Diptera, Culicidae. The transcript is spliced from 3 exons. The record is from RefSeq and is a predicted model, not a curated record.